AUGUUCAUCAUUGUGUUUGUACUGACGCUAACAACGGCACUCUUCUGCCAAGUCUGGUGGAGUAAAAAAACAUUCGACAACAUGCCACUUCGCAACACGCACCCACCGGGUUCGACAGCAGACAGACGCAACAAAAACAGAAAUAAAACUAUCAACGAUUACCUUAAUGACGCCGGAAAUGAUUACAGAAAUGCUGAUGACGACGUUAAUGGCGACGAUGACGUCAUUAAGAAAAUCAAUAAUAAUGAUAAUAAUAAUAUGGAAUACAUCAACAACAACAAAAAAUAUGAUGUGGAAGAUCACGACGGAGGUAGAGAGAGUUAUGAUGAUUUAUUUCGCGGGCAUUUACAGUUGAGCAAAUAG
Helobdella robusta is the source of this 363-nucleotide messenger RNA. RefSeq lists its product as hypothetical. The record is from RefSeq and is a predicted model, not a curated record. Lineage: Eukaryota; Metazoa; Annelida; Clitellata; Rhynchobdellida; Glossiphoniidae. The transcript has 2 exons. The coding region runs from base 1 to 363 and encodes 120 amino acids.